CUUUGCUCACAGAACCUCCCUUGAAUCCGGAGAACAUUUUCUAUCUACAUUUCACGUGUCAUGCAAUUUCCACGAGCAACUUCAAUUUUCACGUUUCCAUCUUUCUUCGAUUCGAAGAAACUCUACAGAUCUUGCAGAAAUCUGCCUCAAAAUUUAAAGACCGACCUUCACCCACAUGUCACAUCUUACGUACGUUGCACAAUUAAUAAAACUUCGAUGUUUACACUUCAGAAAACCUUUCCGCGUUUUAUAAAAUCCGACUGAACUCCGCGAAGAAAUUUCACAAACUGUUCGUUCGUUCAAAAGUCAGUGCUCGAGUUCUACGUUUUCUGCUCGGUCCAUUGACCACCCCCGGAACUGGAUGUCAGCCGCAAGCGUUAACCCCAUCGCGACCAAACUUUCGAUUUACUUGGACGUUCGACGUUCGAAAGGAACUUUCUAUGCGGAAAGCACUACCAAUCGUUGGUGCUGAAGCAUACAGGGCUACGAAACCGUGACGAUGACCUUGCGGAGGACGCGAAUCGACGCGGAAGAAAAUUAGGACGACGCCACGCACCGGUCUUGGUGGCGCACUAAAUGUCGCAAUCGGUCGGACGCCGUUCGUUUGAACGCGACGACGAGGAAGGGGCCGAACACUUUCUCUCGACGUCGAGUCGAACCAGCGGUAGCAGGCCUACGGUCGCCCGGAGGAACACUCGACCACGAGUUUUUACCAAAGGAACAGCUAGUCCAGCGUCACGUUUUCUACCGGUGAUCCUGUACAUCACAACUGUCACGUAGAACAGGUCGGCGGAAUCAAUCGAUAUCGGUUCGGUGUUAUCUUCCAACGAAACACGUGAAUAAUCGUACAAGGAAUAAGAACUAAGUGGAAUGGAAUGCAAUGGAUUUGUGAAUGAAGUUUGAGACUGUUGGUAGAAUGUGUUGCGAUUGAUAGAGGUUUUGGGUGUUCCUGAAGUUUCGGCUUUCCAAGUGGAAUGUAUUCAGAUUGAUUGAGAUUUCGAACGUUUUCUCUAGUGGCUGGAGAGUGAAUAAUCGUAGGGAGAAUAAGUUCGACUAGAAUGGAUUUGUAAAUAGAGAGUAUUGGUAAAGAGUGCUGCUGUUGGUCGUGGUUUUGAAUGGUUUCAAAUGUUUUAUGUAAUUGUUAAAAAGCGUUGACUUGCGUGAAAGUUGCUUGAGCCGGGAAUUGCUUGAAGAAUUUGUGAACUUUGUAGUUGAGAUGCUUGAAACUGUUCGGAUGAAAUGGAUUUGUAUAUUGAUAAUUAUGUAUAAUUAUAAGUAGAAUUGGGGUUGACCGAGUUUUGGUUGAAUUUCCUAUGGUCGUUGAAAAACGUUGAAUAAUUUAGAAUUUGUUUGAAUGGGCAAUUUAUAAAAUUUACGACUGUGAUAGAUUCGGGUGGAAUGAAGUUGUGAAUGGAAAUUAUUAAUGAAGUAUAUCGAAGUUUGAAGUUUUUAAUGUUCUUCGCGGUCUAUGAAGACCACUGAAUCGUUUGGAAACCAAUUAAAUGGAGAAUUGUUCGGAGAAUUUCAGAAAUUUGAAAUUAGAACGCGGUCGAAGUUGUGUAUGGUGGUGGGAUUAAUAUAUUAGCUUCUUGCGAGGGAUUAAAUUUAAUUCACAGUUCAUACAAUGUACAAACGUUCAUGUGGAAACAAUAACGAUAACAGAAAUAAUACAUGGAAUAACAAUAAAUAUGGAAACAAUGCGAUUAAUUUGUUAGAUAGCGUUCUAAGAUGCAAAUGACAAAUGCGUGUUUGAUCCUGGGAUGUUGCUUCCUUGCGGUGACGUUGGUGAACGCGGCACCGGGUCCAGAGGAACCUGCCUUCCACCUUCCGGUGCAGUUGAUCGGCUUCCCCGUGAUUACAGCCGCUGUGAGGAUCACUAAUUUCGUGAAGAAACUUGCGUACUCGUUGAAUCCAGAGACUUACGUCAACCGAGUAAGACGAGACCUACCUCUGGUACACGACGAAGAAAUUCUAGAUGUUAGCCAAGUGGAGAAGAAGUUGAUAUCGGAGUUGGGCAGUAACGUUUGCGUUUACGAGAGAAUCUGCGCCAAGUAUGCGGCCGAAACUCUACAGAAACGAAGUCGGCAACGAGCUUUGGACUGGGAUGUCGUUUUCAGCGAGUACAAAUCAUCGCCGAACCCGAUGAAGGAGAAUUAUUUAUUGAGCGUGUUCCUGGGCGACAUCAUAGGAAGCCCGCGACUCUGUCAUCAGCUGGCGAAACGAGGGAGAGGCUGCGACGAGACCACGCUCACGGAUUAACUGUAAACCGUACCAUUUACGGAGCCGCGUAUAGAUUGUAAAUAUCGCGAAGCGUGUUCCCGGUUUGCAUCGUGCAAAGGAUCGUCCAUCCUUGCUACAUAAUAAUCGUAGUUGCGUAAAACGCGACGAGGAUAAAAUUGUAUAGGGGAACUAAUGACUUUAGGACCCGUAAUUAAUUGUUAUCGCUUUGUUACCUGAAGUUCGUUGCUUAUAGGAUUUACUGAUUAAUCGUACUUUAUUGUCGGUGGAAUCUGAAUGGAACAAGUCGUCGAUGAUAGAAAGCUGUUAGAGUGAAUAGAUCCGACGAAGAGAGGGCAUAUUAGUUUCCCUUUUCAAAACUAACGUUCCUUGCUGUUUUCGCUCGGACAGUCUUUUAAAGAAGAAAUGAUCAGUUGCUAAUCGUUGAAAACGAAUAGUGUUGCUUGCAAAUGUACAAUCGUUUUCAUUUUCAUAGCUAUAUCGAGUGUGUUGUUAACUCUCUUGUUAAUUCGAAAUCUAUGUUAUAGAUACGCAUCGAUAGCGGUUUCCUUUAUUUCGAUAGAUUUUUUUAUGGAAAAUUUGUCCGAAGUAACGCAAUUGGUAAACUGAUACAUUUUCAAAUCCUUGAAUUCUGCGAAACGAAUAGCGAUUCUCAAGUUUCGAUCGAUAUGUAUAUUGCAAACAAUGUACACGAUAUUAUACGAAUUAAUUGCACGAGAAAAAUGGUACAAGUGUUUGACAGUUUUUAGUAAUCGGUAACUGUAGUGUUAAAUAUUCGUACGCAUAAUUGAAUUACAUGGGAAGAGAAUUUCGAACAUUUCAAUUUCAAGAGCACCAAAAAGAUCGGAAAUGUCCUUCGAAUUCUUGCCAGAGCAACAAAGUAUCAUUGAUUAAUUUUCUGUUGAUUAAUGAAUAAAAUUAUUAAAAGAAAAGCAAAAA
Molecule: messenger RNA, 3177 nt
Organism: Bombus pyrosoma
Lineage: Eukaryota; Metazoa; Arthropoda; Insecta; Hymenoptera; Apidae
Exons: 3
Coding region: 1729-2259 (176 amino acids)
Source: RefSeq, a predicted model, not a curated record